Molecule: messenger RNA, 2624 nt
Organism: Oncorhynchus masou masou (cherry salmon)
Lineage: Eukaryota; Metazoa; Chordata; Actinopteri; Salmoniformes; Salmonidae
Gene: ydjc
Product: YdjC chitooligosaccharide deacetylase homolog
Exons: 6
Coding region: 123-1076 (317 amino acids)
Biological process (GO): carbohydrate metabolic process
Molecular function (GO): deacetylase activity
Source: RefSeq, a predicted model, not a curated record
GGUUACGGAUUUCAUUGCAGUUUUGAGUCAGUCGGAAGAGCUUGGUAUUUGUUCUCGUUUUGACUCUCCGGCUUCGGACAUAAAUGGACAAGCACGUGUCUUGAAAAUGGCGUCCAGCGAUAAUGCCUCAACCCAAAGUCAAGCUGGUGGUGACAGGAGAUGAUUUUGGGUACUGUCCAAAAAGGAACCAGGGGAUAGUGGAUUGUUUCCAAGCCGGGGGCAUUUCUAAUGUGUCCCUUCUGGUUAACGCCUCCUCGGCGAAAGAAGCGACAGAGCUGGCCAAAAGACAUCACAUUCCCAUCGGUCUCCAUGCCAACCUCUCAGAGGGUCUACCAGUGAGCCAGGGUCUGAAACAGGGCUCCACUCUCCUCAACAAGGAUGGGUACUUCCAUGGGAAGAUGGGUUUCAGAAAGGCAUUACAGAGUGGCCUGGUCAACAUGACAGAGGUGGAGCUGGAGCUGAGGGCUCAGGUGAGGCUGUUUGGAGAGCUGAUGGGUUAUCUGCCCUGUCACAUGGACGGGCACCAACACAUUCAUGUCUUGCCAGAGGUGUGCGAGGUGUUUGCCCAGGUGCUGUCUGACUGUGGGAUCUCCUACACUCGUGUCCCUGUGGAGCGUGGGCUACACUCGUGUCCCUGGCUGUCCCCUGUCCUCAGAGACUUCUACAUGCAGGUAGAGAAGGACGCACUGGAGUCUAUCCCCGUGUUCAGACGACAUGGCAUCAGAUGGCCUGAUGUCUAUCUAGGUUUGACCACCAUGGGUCACAACAUGUCAGUCCCCAACCUCAGACGAGCCUUCAGCCAUGCCCUGGAACGAGACCUGGAUGUCUCACUCUCGUCCCCCGGGGGUGAAAGUAAAAACAGGACAAACACUACGGAGCGGCCCGUGCUGACGGCAGAGCUCAUGGUGCACCCUGGGUACCCCAGCCACCCCCAGGAGGGCGGCUGUGGGGAGGGCCCGGACGACUUCUCCCAGUCGGCUGACAGGCAGCAGGAGUUGACCACCCUGAAGGACCCAGCCCUACAGGCCUUCUACACCCAGGAGAGAGUCCAACUCUGUGCCUUCAGGGACCUCUGAGGCCCCUACACCCCUCGCGCUCAGGGGUAGGGUUGUUGAAUUCCCAAAACUUUUAUCUGGUGUUUCAUAAAUCUCAAUUGAAGAAGGUUUGAAGAUUGCUGUUUAUUCCCAGAAUUCUCCAAAUGGGAUUUUUUUCAAAACCCCAGAGCAUUUUGGGGAAGUUUUGUGAUCCUACCUCUGAGUCCCCCACUCAGGGGUCACGUUCCAAUAUCCACACUCACUGCCACACGAUCUAUCCAAUACAUGGCUUUCCCGAGGCCGGUGGGAGGAGCUAUAGGAGGACAGGCUCGUUGUAAUGGCCGGAAUAGAAUGGCAUCAAACCUGGAUUCUAUAUGUUUGAUGUGUUCGAUACCGUUCCAUUAUUCCAUUCCAACCAUUACAAUGAGCCCGUCCUCCUAUAGCUCCUCCCAACAGCCCCCUCGAAUGGCUUUGUUCUGAGUAUUUCGAACACAUUUCCAAUACAUUGCUUCAUUCUGAGUGGUAAGCUUGGGUAAAUAUUGGAAUUGGACUCCUCUGCUGCUCUUUCAUUGGUGCAAGCUUACCUCCAAACCACCAGGCGGCGCCACUAUUUUCUGUGAAGCACAAUCCUAUUUUUGACAGUGUUUAUUACAGACAAGGCAGUUGUUUUCCAAUCAUCUCAGGUGAGAGAGACAAGCACAAAAAUCACUAUGCUCUCUCUCAUCCCAAAACGAACCUCAAAUCAGCUGAUCACACAAGAAGGCGUCAACAGAAGAGUAACUGUCAAAAGGGGGCGGCCCAAAUAGGGCUUGCCUACAGCAUAUUAUAUUUUAAACAUGGCCAUGUAGUCUAUCUAGGUUUUUAAAGAACAAUCCUGUAUAUAUAUUUCUUAAUUUGUGUCACACUAUUUAUUUAAUGAUGUUCUUAGGCUAUCACAAGAAGCAGAAUGGUCUGAAAUGCCCAACUGACUAUAAUGGCUGUAUGAAUAAAUGAAAGGUGACAGAAAACCUAAUUCUUGCAUGAAGUAUUUUGGUUUGAAAUGAGGGUUUUCUACGUUUUGAAACGUUACAGGAUUCAUCUGCUACCGUGGGGGAAAAAUAGGUUACUAAAAGGUGAGUCAGGACUCGGUAGUAUCAUGUCUUACAAGGUUUUUUGUUGUUAUUUACUUCGUUGGUCACGAGUAACCCCUCAAUCACUUUGAAUCACAGUAUAUGAAAAGUUUUUUUCCAACCAAAAAGCAACGUAAGUAAAGUCAAUGCACCCAAUAUUAAUGAACUCAAAAAUAAAUACAAACUGAGUCAUUUAGCUACACACAAGCCCUGUAAGAGACUUUGGGGUUACGCAGAAGCAGCUGAAGGGGGAGGCUAUCCUAGGAAGCAAGCUCGAGCUACUCAUGUCACCCAUGGCUAGUUGAACACCGAACUCUUCUUUGAGACAAUGCUGAAACGUCAAUCCAUGGGCGAGUCAGUGCCGCCACAUUUUCAUUUGUGUCAAAAUCAAACAAAAGCUAUUGUGCAAAUUCAGCAGACCAUGGUGUGAAGUGCUUUUUAGGGCCCUCUGAUUAAAAAAAAUAAAAUAAACGUAUCAUUA